AUGACCAGUCUUAAUCCUCCUUCACCUACACUUGUCAGACGAAAAACUUCAAGCAGACGUCGUGCUGGAUCCCAUCUACCCCCUCCUCAAGAAACACACGAGAUUGCUCUAUCCGCCAUCCGUUAUUUCCUGAAAUCUAGAACCUGUUACGACGCUUUUCCAAUUUCAUUUCGCAUAAUUGUGUUGGACACCAAGCUCAACGUCAAGAAGGCCCUUCAGUGUCUACUCCUCAACACUGUGGUCUCGGCCCCUUUAUGGAAUAGUGAAAAAUCAGAAUUCGCUGGAAUGCUUACCGUCCUUGAUCUGAUUCAUCUCAUUCAAUAUUACUACCGGACUGCGACCUACGAGCUUGCAGCAACAGAUGUAGAAACUUUACGUCUAGAGGCUCUAAGAGGUAUCGAAAAGGAGCUUGGUGUUGCACCACCCCCACUUUUACGCCAACACCCUAUGAGUUCGCUGUACGAUGCCGCUCAAGUCCUCGUUCAGACGCACGCCGGACGUCUUCCUCUACUUGAUAACGACACAGAGACUGGGCAGGAGACUAUCGUAUCUACGCUCACACAAUAUCGAUUGCUCAAGUUUAUUUCCAUCAAUUGUAACAAAGAGAUUCAACAACUUAAUCUUCCUCUGCGCAAGCUCGGAAUCGGUACCUACGUCGCUACUCCACCACACUCAGUUCCGGACGGGCAGAAUCCUUAUCACCCUAUAGCAACGGCAAGCCUGAACACAACUGUGUUUGACGUAGUACACAUGUUCUCGGAACGGGCAAUCUCUGCUGUGCCCAUCAUUGACGAAGAUGGCGUUGUCGUUAACCUCUACGAAACUGUCGAUGUCAUGACAUUGGUACGUCUAGGAGCGUACCAGUCUCUUGAUCUCAAGAUUUGCGAUGCUCUGAGCCAAAGAUCUCCUGAUUUCGCCGGUGUUGUGAUUUGCAACGCUUCGGAUUCGUUGGGAACGCUACUUCAAUUGAUCAAGAAACGGAGAGUUCAUCGAUUGGUCGUUGUUGAGGGAGAGGAGGAAGAAAAGAAAGGUGGGAAGAAGGGACGUUUGCUGGGAAUCAUCACUCUGAGCGAUGUGUUACGUUAUGUGGUUGGGGAGGAUACACGCCAGUAG
Marasmius oreades (fairy-ring Marasmius) is the source of this 1113-nucleotide messenger RNA. RefSeq lists its product as uncharacterized. The coding region runs from base 1 to 1113 and encodes 370 amino acids. NCBI's taxonomy places the organism in Eukaryota, Fungi, Basidiomycota, Agaricomycetes, Agaricales, Marasmiaceae. The record is from RefSeq and is a predicted model, not a curated record. The transcript has 7 exons.